AAAUGUCAAAGUUGUUGUUUUUUUUAUCAUGAUUACUAAUGAUAUUUGAUUUAGAAAUUUUUCACUCUUAAAGUAAUUUUGUUGUGUUUCUUAAAGCUUGUGUUUGUUUAUGGAGGUGUUGGGUAGUUGCUUGGAAUUUUACAUAAUUACUACAUUUGUUUUGAGCGAUUAAAAUGAAGCUAAAGUUGAGAUUGGCAACAUUAUCAUUUUUAUUACAUCUCGUGGUGAUAAUAAUUCUCCUUAAUUUUCCAACAUCUUGUGGAAAGUCAUUAUCGCCAAAUACGAAAGAAAUACGGAACGACAAAAACGAUGGUAAUAAUGAAUUGGAAAAACACCAGAAAAAUAAUUUUGUUCAUAACAAUUUAUUAAGUGAUCUUGCAAGAAUAUCAAGUGAUGAAGCUGUUGAUAAAAAACAGUCAAAUAUUGUAAAUGAAAAGGGUGCUAUUUCGAUGAAGAAUUCAGAUGACAAUGACAGCGCAAAUCAAAAAAAAACCAAGGCUAAAGUAAGCACUCCUGUGAUCAGGACUCCUGCAAAGUGGCAUCUCUUACUGAUGACAAAAUGAGCUCUGCAGCGGGAAAAAACGAUAAAAUAAGCUUGGUGAAAUUUACCAAACCAAAGAACAAUGAAUCAAAUAAGCACCAGACAAGUAGAUUUUCUAAAUUUACCACGCCCAAGAACGAUGUUCCUGACAUAGAGAGGUCUAAUGAUGAUGAUGUCAACAAAUCCCACCGUAUCCCCUCUGUAGUUAGCGAUAGAAACGAUCAUCAUCCAUAUAAGAAAGAAGAUAAUAGUAAGUUCUUGCACUCUGCUACUAGUUCAGAUCAAGAAGAACCAGGAAAAGAUAGGAAUAAGCCCGAAAUGAAAAAUUCAUCUUCAAAAGAGAAAGAUGAAUCCCCCGAAGUCAGAUCGAAUAAUAUACUCAAGAGUUAUGAAAAUGACGCAAGUGAUCAUGUGGUUGUGUGUGCAGGAGAAAAAGACGAUCGCUUGUCCUGAUAAUGCAUUGAUUAACAUUACCAAUGCAAUUUACGGUUACGAUGGUGAAAGUGGCUGUUCUAUAGACAAUUCACCAUUUUGUCAAGCUAAGGGCGUCCAUGAAGUUGUAAGAUCAGCUUGCCAAAAUGAGACAUCAUGCUUACUUCAGUCAAGUGGUCAAGAAUUUGAAGGAAUGUGUCCUGGAAAAAAUAACUUCCUUAAAGUUGGGUAUGUUUGUGAGAAACAACCAUCUUCAUUUUCAAGCUCAAACUUAAACUCAAACGAAGCAAUCACCAGUUGGCCUGCAUCAUCUAUUGAGUCAAUGCAGCAAAGUUUGUAUCAACCCAUAAAAGAUUCUUAUUCUAGUUACCAGUCCUCUCCUUACAUUCCACAUCCAUUAAAGAGUCAACCAAUAUCUUAUUAUAACUAUGCACACAAUCCAAUGAAUACCAUUGGUUAUGGUGAUUACAAUCAGCAACAAAAAUCCAUGUCAUAUAACACAGGCUUGAUGAAUGACAAAGUCACAUGGCCAAUGGCCAACCCUUACAACACUUACUUUGAAAAUCAGAAUUAUAAACCUUUUCAACCUAUGGAGCCUAAAAUGCCUGCAUCGUCAAAUUACUAUUUUGAUUCUGGAACAAGGAUGCCAUUUGGAAACCAGCAGCAGAAAUUUUGGCCUUAUGCAACUCAGGAACUGUUUCAAUAUCAACAACCUUUUGAUUCAUAUAAAAACAACAACAACAAACAACAAAAUUAUCCUCAGUAUCAAGAUUACAGUUAUCAAUACAAUAAUAUUGGAAAAAACUACGAUACAAAGAACAACCCUAAAAAAUAUGCUGACACGAAGUAUUCGCAACAGAAAACCUCGUCAAAGUCACGUUCAUCGACUAGUUUUCAUUAUCCACGCAACUCAUAUACGGGAUCAUGUUAUGCAUGUACUAGUUGCCAGGAUUGCUCUACCAAAUCGUAUUGUCAAGGAUGUCCAUCGUGUAAGAAAUUAUCUUGUGAUGAGAAACCAAAAAAAGAAGCAAAGUAUUUGGAUUCUAUUGAUAGUUUGAUUGAAGAAUUUGGAAAGAAAACUAAAGACAUGUCACCAAUGGAAAUGUCCGCUGUUGUAAUCUCUCCAGUUCCUAAAAAUUUUCAAAUCAAACAUUCCCUUCCUCUCGAGGAUCCUUCCUUCCGCCCAGAAGACAACAACGAUGACAAAGAUGAUGAAUAUACUGAAAUUGAUGAGAAGAAAGAUGUUGUUCAUAAAAAGGUUGAUGAUGAUGAUGAUGAAAAUGAUGAAAGCGAGUUGACGUUGGCUGACGGCGAAAACAACAGACAUGAAACCCAAAAUCAGGAAGAACACAAAAAAACAGCUGUUUUUAAACCUAUUGAAUUUGCGUCAGAAAUAAAUAAAUUCAAGCACAAGAAAAACGACGAGAAAGCAAAAAAAAUGAAGAAAAAAUCGCGUAAAAAGUCGAAAGCUAUUUAUGAUGACGAUGAUGAUGAAGAUGGCUAUGACUAUAAAGUCUAUGAAGAUCUACUCAAAAGCCAAAUAAAACAGAGUCAAGCAUCAAAAGAAACGUAACCAUAAGCACAAACAUAAAAAUCAAGAAAACAUAAUGUAAAACGUGAGUUGCACAACAAUGGACAUGCUGAGGAAGUCAUUGCGGAAGAAAAUAAUUAUGAUCAAGAGAUAUCUUAUCUUAAGCCGGUAUUCUAUGAUACUGCUAACUGAUGGUGACGCUUUAUGUGACAAAUGUAAAAAAAAUUAUUGGAGAAUAUCAGGAAGAGCAUUUCAAAAUUGCUUUUUUUUUGGUUACAAUGACGAUUACUAUGUUUGUAAAACAAACGAUUUACUUACCAAAUGGUCAAAACAAACUAAAGUCAAUCAUAGUUUCAUUAUCUUCUUUGGUAAGGCAAUUUAUCAAGAAAGAACAGUGUGGACUUUUUCCAAUUUUUUUUCUUUCUAAAAUUUUUUCCAACUGGAAAUUAGCAUUGUAGCUAUAUAUACUGCAAAUAAAACUAUUGCUGUUGGACAAUUUGCAUAGGAAACCAUUUUCCUUGCAAACAACGCCUUACGUUUAUUAUAAACUAUUAUAUAAAUCAUAUUUUAGCUCAUAAUUUCGUAUUGUUGAUAAUGCAGGACGUGUUACUGAAUGUUCCGUUUCGAUGAUUGCAAAAAUUAUCGCUACUAAAACUGUAUAUGUCAUAAAGAGGUGUAAAUCGUUUACCUUUUAACUAAGAGAAAGCUGGGUGUUACGAGUUCUAUGUUCUUGUUAUGUGUUGUACGUAAAGAUAAUUUUUUUUGAAUUGAUCAACAAUUUAAAA
Molecule: messenger RNA, 3289 nt
Organism: Xenia sp. Carnegie-2017
Lineage: Eukaryota; Metazoa; Cnidaria; Anthozoa; Malacalcyonacea; Xeniidae
Product: probable serine/threonine-protein kinase kinX
Exons: 7
Coding region: 888-2546 (552 amino acids)
Molecular function (GO): carbohydrate binding
Source: RefSeq, a predicted model, not a curated record